UUUUCGCGCGGAGUGGGUGUAAUCGCGAUUUGUUUCCUAACGUGUUUGCUAAAUGAGACAUUUAUUUUUCUAUAAGCGAUUGAAUAACUUAGUGGUGGUAACAAGAGACUGGUGAAUUAAGUUAAAAUGCCGCCGAAGAAGCGGGAGAAGGAAUUGGAGAGUCAAAAACCACCGAGAAUGGAUCAAAUUCAGGCGGACCACGAGCUCUUCCUUCAAGCCUUUGAAAAACCGACACAGAUCUACCGCUUCUUACGAACACGAAAUCAAAUCUCGCCAAUAUUUCUUUACCGAAAUUUAUCCUACAUGAAGCAACGCAUGUCUCGGAGCCACAAGUCUCGUCGCGGCUUCAGGAUCGACUCAAUAUUACAGAGGCUUGUGGAGAAAACCAGUCUCAGCCAAAAUCCUGGCAUUCGUGGCUUCAUGACUCUCACUUUUUUAGGUUUUUACGAUAAAAAAAUGGAGGCACCACAGGAUCCCGUCAAAGUGGAGACACUUUUGUUAAAAAUUUGCCACAAGAAACGCAAGGACGUGAGUUCUCCAAUAAUGCAAGUGUCAGUGGGCACUAGCGAGGUUCCAAUAAAUCCAUCUGAAAAUCAACCACCACCAAAAGCACCAACGAUCUCCAUUCCUAAUGAGUCUUUCACCUUGAACAAUGGACACGUUGCUAAAACGUACAUGCUACUUCUCAGAGUUUACUGCAUGUCGAACAAUGGCUGCCUUAUGAAUAACUGUGAUUUGGAUUCAGAGCCUGCACAAAAGAGGCGAAAAUCUUCACCAGGAACGAUAAAAAAUGGUGGAGAAGAGGUGAAACUUUAUGGCUCGGAGCUGAUCGUCUACGAUAAGCACAAUCGCUGUCUCUUAACAGAUGGGGAUUACGAAUUAGGUCUGCAGGAAGUGCAAACCAACGUUAGGUCAAGUCCCAAAAAGCACAGCUCUUGGGAAACAAUAAGUGAUAUCAAGGAGUGUGGCCCGUUCGAGGUAUUCAGUCGAGGGCCAACUCUGAAAUUCCGACUUAGCUGGACAACUGAACCCAGCAAUGGUCUUGUUGAUAGACCAACGCUUAUUCAUCCACUGCCUAAUGGAGAUAAUAAGGAGAAUCGACCCGGAAAUACCGAUUUAGAUCGUUGUUCCACGAAUCUCAAUAACAACAACGGAUCACUGCCAAACUCAACUCCCCUGACUCCCUCGAAAAUGGCGGGGACGAUGGAGAAAAUGGAUACGUUGAGUGGAACGCAACAAAUUGUUUACCAAUUCCUAUACAAUAAUAAUAGUCGACAACAGACAGAGGCUUGUGAGGAUCUGCACUGUCCUUGGUGCUCCCUCGACUGCGGUAGGCUUUACUCUCUGUUGAAGCACUUGAAGCUGUGUCACUCACGUUUCACCUUUACAUACGUACCAAUAUCUCAGGGAGCUCGAAUAGACGUAGCAAUUAACGACUGUUACGAUGGUUCGUACGCAGGAAGCCCACACGAGCUCAUCUCCCAACCCUCAGGGAUCACCUUUUCUCGAACAGGCCCCACCAGGCGCACCAGUGUCACCAACAUCCUAGUCUGCCGGCCCAAGCGAACCAAACCUAGUCUCUCCGAGUUCCUCGAGCUUGACGAGAACGACUAUGAGAGCCAGCGCCCCUACAUCACUGGCCACAACAGACUUUACCACCACACAGUCACCUGUCUCCCAAUCUACCCAAAAGAGAUGGACGCCGAUUCCGAAGGAGAGCACGACCCAAAGUGGCUGCAAACCAAAACCAUGAUGAUGAUAGACGACUUCACAGACGUGAACGAGGGAGAGAAAGAAUUAAUGAAGAUGUGGAAUUUACACGUGAUGAAGCACGGUUACGUGGGGGAUUGUCAGAUUCCCCUGGCGUGUCAAAUGUUCCUAGAAAAAAAGGGUAAAGAGCUGCUGAUGAAAAACCUCUACAGGAAUUUUGUCCUCCACAUGUCGAGCCUCUUCGACUUUGGCCUAAUCAGCCCAGUGGUUCUUUAUCAAACGAUCCAAAAGCUCCAGGAGAUCAUGAAAGAGGAUGGUGAGGACGGAGCUGUGAAGAGGGUCCUGCAGAAGUCUCACGAGGCUCAGGUAGAGCGUUGGGUGACCACUGGGGUUCAUGCAGAGCCCACAAAAGCCAGUGGAACUGCCAAAACUAAUUUCAAUAAUGAAAUUUCCAAUUCCAAUGCUCGACGAAAGACAACCCUACCUCUGGGCUCUCCACCUCCCUCCUCAGGGCUCAAAUCAGUCCAUAAUAAUGCCAGUAAGCAUGCAACAAUGAUUGGGGGAGCAACAAAACCAGUGACGAAUGGGAAUAAAAAUUCUAGUAAUUCGUUCACUGUUAAUAAGACUAAUGGAGUUAGCAAUGGGAAAGGAGAAGUUAAUGGGGGUGGUGAGAGGUCAGAGACCUCUCAGACUGAUGGGACUGGUGGAAGAGGGGGUAGUGAACUUCCACCGAGACGGAAGAGUACAAAUUCGAUUGUUCAGGAGAAUCCAUUGCCCAUCAGGCGAAAGUCAAUGGCGAGUGAUAAUGGGGGGAACGAGUAUCAUCGAAGGAAGCUCGUGCUUGAUGCUAUAUCUGCGGGGGGAAGUGUCAAUCAAAAAACAUCUCAAAAUGAUAAUUAUUGAGGGAUCGGGGACGAUGAUGCCGGGAGUGGGAGGUCCAAGAUGUGUUGGAAGCUUUAUGGGAUUGAAAGUGCAGGGGAAUGAGGACAAGAGUGACAAGGGCUGUUGGAUAUGAUUGGCGCGAAAAUUUUAUAGUUGGGAAAUGUUCAUGAGAGAUUUUCUUUCAAUUUUUAGGAAGGUAUUGGAUUUGCGGGAGCAAUGUUGAAAGAAAUUUUCCAUAGAUGGUGAAAAUUCGUAAGAAAAGGAUCCUUUUUUGUGGAACUUCUGAAUUAGAUUGUCUCAAUUCCGUCAUAUCCAACUGACUAUCUCAGCCAUUGUCACUCUGAAAAUUCCAGAAUGUAUCUUUCACCUUCCAAUGUGAUAAUUCGAAAGUAACAUCUGAGUUGAUUAUCUCAGAAACGAGUACCUCUACAAGGAAAUUUCGAGAGUUUUUAUUCUGUGAUUUUCUUGCUAACUUCCAGAAUCUUGAGGUAACUGACUCACUAUGUUUUAUCACUGCCGUACAGAUUUGAUUGCACAAAUUUUUCUUGGAUCUCCUUGAACGAAGAAAAGAAAAAGAUGAAAAUGGUAAAAAAUUGAAGGAAUGAAUCGGUUUAUUACGCAGCUUGUGCGUGUUUAUUACUCUUAAUUUUUCCAUUUUAAUUCGCAUACAUUUUGUACAGUAUUUUUAUGCGAUUGAUCGAGAAUAAAUUGUGUGAUCGAUCAUUAAUUGAUUCAUUAUCUGAUUGAGUGAGUUUCAUUUUCUCUAUUUCAUUUUUUUUUAUUGAACUGCUGGAAUAAUCAUAGUUGAGAGUGGGAGAAAGGAGGAUAGUGAGGGAUGUUUACCUGUUAGAUCAAUUUCUGUAUUAAAAAUAGAAUUUUUCAUUUUUACAAGAAUAAUUCACGAUCAACGUGAUGUUUUUUAUUGCAACAAUUGAUUCGGAGUUCAUUGCAGGACAAAUGUGAGAGUUUUUUGUUUUCAGACACAGCAUGUUUUUCCAUAUUUUUCUCUGCAUUUUUUAUUAAUCGAUUUAUUUUAGUGAAGAAUUUUUUCCCUUUUUUUUCAUUUUUUUGGCAAUUUUUUUUACUCUAGUCAGAUUACAAUUUCAUUUCUUUCUGAGGUUUCUGAAUGCUGUAGACGAAUGAGAAAUGUGCACGUUUCUAUUGAAUAAUACCGUCGUGUUGGAACAAUCACGAAGCUUUAAACUACCGGAAAAGGUCAUUCAAUUUGAUUAGGUUUUUUUCUUUUUUUUUGUUUUUUUUUUUCUAAUGAUGAGUACUAGGGGUUGGAUAAAGGGGCAUUGGAAUCUUUGAGAUGGAUUUAUAGUUGAAAUUUAAAGGUGACAAAAGAAAUGAAUGUUGAGUACAAUUGACGUUCAGGAGUAAAGUCUCAGAAUGAGAUACGUGAAUGAAAUGUUUCUUAGAACAAUCUCUGGAACUAACAAAUGUUUAAACUCGCAGAAAGAAAAUAUGUUCUCGAACAAGUUUUGUUUUUAAAAAAAAGGCAAGUUGAGAAUUACCAAGAAUAAAAAAUCUCGUGCUGAACGUUUGAAGAGUGUCCCUUGGAUGAGAAAUUUUAGUCGAAAAGAUGGAUUUAAUUGUUUUAAAAAUUGUUAUUCCCUUUGCAAGCAAGAAUUCCCAUUUCUAUCAUUUUUUAGUUAUUCCAUAAUAUCUUAGGUAUUUUUCUCCCAAAAAAAUGUUGGCUUUUUGCAAAGUCAGGGAGAGUAGUUUUUCAUUUCCAAUCCUCAAAGAUGAGAAAUUAAUUUUUAAAUAGUGUAACAAUGAUCAUAGCAUAGCAAUCCUAUAACUUAAGAACAAAAUAUUUCUUGAUCAACUUCACUUUAUGGAAGAUAUUUUUAUUCUGAAAGGGCACCCCUUCUGCGAAUGAUUUUGUUAUUCAAAUAUUUUGUUAUUGAAAUCAGAGCGAUUACUCAUGUUUGAAUCCUUCGUUUGUUAAAAUGUAACAAUUUUUAACUAGGCAAUUAUGAACUUGCCAUUAUUUUGGUUUAAACAAGACUUGCUUGAGAAUGUUUUUCUCCAAUUGUUGAGCGAUUUAGACAAGGACUUGUCUACAGAGCAGAAUGGAAGUCAUUGGCAAAGUGACUUAAAAAAUUUGUCCAUCUUAGUUAGAUACGAUGAGAUUUAUCAAAAUUUAAUUUCAAUUUCACAUUAAAAUUUCUCGUUUGAUUAUCUCAAGGUCUAGGUCAAGAUAAAUUCCUCAAAGAAUUUUGUGACUUCAUGAAACUUUGUCAAGCGCGCUUUAAUUCACAAGUGUUCUUGGAAAACUCAUGCUGAACUUUACCACUGAAUUGCGAUUAGUAACGAACACUGUGCGAUUGAGCAAAAGUGCCUUCAUUAAACCUGAGGCUUUUACGGAAAAAUUAGAUUUUUAUUCGGAAUUUUGUGUAGAAGUGAUGCAGAACAGGACAUGAAUAGAAAAUUUUCAUACUGAGCAUUUUUGCAAGUCCUUCGUAAAUUACCCGGUUCAGAGAAAACUGUCGAAAUAUCUUUUUUCUGCAGAGCGUAAACUCUCGAAUCAAAAAUAUCAGAAAAGGUUAUUGGACAGUUCUCUCUGAACGCCUUUUGCUCGAGGAUAGUCGCAAAAUAAUCGGUAGAACUGUCUGAACAUACCUCCUUUCAUCACUUCACUUAUCGAUUUCUCUAUCUGAAAUUACCCUUCGAAAGGAGAAAUUAUGAUACUUACAUCUCCCAGAUUGUGCCCAAGCUACAUCCAUGAAAUUAUACAAAAGAGUAAUGGUGUAUUAAUUAUUUAAUCCUCAAAGACCUUGUACGAUACACGAAAAUACUAAUUAAAUCUACUGCCUCUACGGUCGUGGCAUUUUUUUAUUAUUGUAUUUCAUUUUCUUAAUGAAUACUGUAGACAAAGACCCGACCGUUACCCUUUAAAUCUUACACUGUAUAUCGUAGAUUGUAAAUAGGUAUAUUGCAAAAAAAAAUUCAAUAAAUUCUGUGAAAAAAAAA
Diachasma alloeum is the source of this 5571-nucleotide messenger RNA. It is a transcript of the gene Su(z)12, whose product is annotated as polycomb protein suz12-B. Gene Ontology annotation, cellular component: nucleus; ESC/E(Z) complex. The coding region runs from base 127 to 2613 and encodes 828 amino acids. Lineage: Eukaryota; Metazoa; Arthropoda; Insecta; Hymenoptera; Braconidae. The record is from RefSeq and is a predicted model, not a curated record. The transcript has 8 exons. Gene Ontology annotation, molecular function: chromatin DNA binding.